CCCCUACCCCACUCUCUCUCUCUCUCUCUCUCUCUCUCCCCUCAGCCGUCUCCGGUCCCUUCCGCCGCCAUACUCGGAGCCAAUCCUCUGAAACGUCAACCACGGCAUGGGUUGGUGCCCUCACUGCGAGGGGUGAUCAUGAUACCUGCAUGAUGAUGUAACCAUCUCUAUUCUCAUCAAUUUACUUUCUCAAUUUUUGAUUUUUUAAACUAUCCAUAGUACAAACAAUCUUGUAGUGCUUCAUCACAACGAGUUCACUGAGGAGCCUACUUUUCCCGAGAGAGAGAGAGAGAGAGAGAGAGAGAGAGAGAGAGAGAGAGAGAGAGAGAGAGAGGGAGAGAGAGGGAGAGACAUCAAUGAGCAAUGAGAAACCUCCUUCCACUGAAGCGAUUCAUAAACAGCUCAAUUGGUCCUCCAUUUCCCCCCACCUCCUCUGCUGCAGCGGCUCUCUCUUCCUCUUCUCAACGCAAUGCAGGUUCAGCACCCAUUGAUGAAAUUCCUAGGGAAGGCCCUGGGAUUUCUUAUGGUCUUAAUUUGGCUCUAGCUGGAAGAGGUGUAAUUGUGAAGGAUAAAGCAUUUCGAAACUUGAACUCUUCUGAAUUACAACAGAAAGGAGCAACUUUUGUGGAGAGAUUAUCUGGACUUCCAGUUCAUAUCAGAGGAAAUGUUCUCGGAGGAUCUUCAGAAAUUUCGAAGGCACAUUUUAGUAAACUCUUAAAGCAGGUCACAACUCACAUAUCGUCGAUCUCCAACAUUUUUGUUCAUGAUGGAGCUAUUGGCACAUCUCCCAAAUGUUGUGCUAAUGUACGUGUCAUAAGUGAUGAUCCUUCUGCUGUCUUGUCACUCUCCAGUAUUCUUCGGAGAAACGCUACUCGUGCAGUUUCCCAUGAUUCCUGCCCUCUUACGAUUUAUGUUGCUACAUCCAUCAGUCCAAGUGCUGCAGAUAUUCUUGGUCUUGGUGCUAAAGGAAACAAUGGAUUUAUUGCGGCUGAUGUUGAGCGUUCAUCACUGAUUUUGUGUGGAAAAGCCUUCACUGAUGCAAAGGGAACGAAAGAAGCAUUGGCUGCAUUGUCUGGGCCUAUCAUAUGUGCACGGGGAGGCCUUCCUCUAUCUGCUCGGCUUCUUUUUGCUGGCGACUCUGUGAUUCUUUUCUUUGCUCCAGAGGACACCAUUCAAAGCUGCUUAGAUCAGUUGGUUUCAGGGGAUAUCGGAGUUGUUCUUUCUUCAGAAGGUGCUUCACCUUUAUUUGAAAGUGGAAACUCUGAAGGAUUGUUUUCAUCAAAACUGCCAGCUGCAAUAAUGUUUGUCUCUUCUGACAGUUCUGGAACUAUUCCUUUUGCAUCAAAGCUCUCUCCUGGUCAAGCAGCCUAUCACUUUCUGGCAGGCUAUCAGAAUGGGAAAUUUCUGCCUGGAUACAACAAAGGUCCUUCAGCUUUUGACCCAUUGGAUCUAGCAAAGGCUUUUCUGGCCAAGAUAAGGAUCUCGUUAAGUUGGUACAAUCAUGCUUAUCGGAAAAUAUUCCACUAUUCAAACUCGAAGGUGGAUAUCUCCAAGCAAAGUACAAGAGCUUCUUAUCCGGCAGAUUUCAAGAACUACCAGAGGAAUUCGUAUUUUGAAAUCCCUGAUAAUCAUCUUUGCUUUUCUUGUGGAGGUGGUACAACAGGUACUAAGUGAUAAUCUCCGCUGAGAGGGACAUCAACGACAAUUUGAAUUGUUCAAACCAUGAUCAUAGAACAUGAAAAUUCUCAUUGAGGACUCGAAAUCAAAUGGAAUUUGAACCUUCUCUGUGGUAAAGCUUCCGAAUCCAGUCAUGAAUUUCCCAAUUCUGAUAUUCAUGUCCAGAAUCCGUGGAGUCAAGUUUGAUAUCGUAUCUAUAAAUUGGUAAACCUGAUAGAAAACCGUUCCAGAAGUAAUGUGUUGAACAUAGAUCAGCACCAGAUAUAUUGUUUACAAAUCUUUCUUCGGAAUAGCAGACCAAGCUUAAAAUUUGGCAGCUGUGGGUUCCAUUGAUCUUGAUCUGAUCCUCGGGUCUUCUUUGACCCGGCGUUAUCGCCGACGCUCUCUCUCCCCCUCAUCGUUUGAUCAAGUUGCUCUUUUGGUUAUCUCCUAUCUGUGUUGUGUUCUUUAGGCCUUUAUGGGCCUCCCCUUGUCGCCAGUGUAUUAUAUAUCUUUCUGCGAUAGCACAGGCCGGAGUUGUUUUUUUUUUUUUGUUUUCCCGGUUUUGGUUGCUGGCUCUAUGGUAGAUCGUUCUGUUGUAAUAGAGGCCCAUCUGUUGGCCACAGCGUUUCUAACACCGGGAUUCUUAUUUUGUUGUGCUUUUGUCGUGUUAUACUAUCCUUUCCAUAUCAAUGAAUUCUUCCAUUUCUCAAAAAACAAA
This is a messenger RNA of Rhododendron vialii, 2377 nucleotides long. RefSeq lists its product as uncharacterized. The transcript is spliced from 11 exons. NCBI's taxonomy places the organism in Eukaryota, Viridiplantae, Streptophyta, Magnoliopsida, Ericales, Ericaceae. Gene Ontology annotation, biological process: gluconeogenesis. Gene Ontology annotation, molecular function: ATP binding; phosphoenolpyruvate carboxykinase (ATP) activity. The coding region runs from base 364 to 1674 and encodes 436 amino acids. Gene Ontology annotation, cellular component: cytosol. The record is from RefSeq and is a predicted model, not a curated record.